UAACGUUGUUUCCGGUUCCACGCGCGCCAAAAAGAAAAUAGGAAGUAGAGACCGGAGCUUGUGUGUUUAUCUGAACCAAUUGACAUAAACACAGCGCUAACGAAACUUAAUGGACUGUUUUAUCACCGCGUCUCAACUAAUGGAUGAAGAAUGAGAGGAGGAUCAAAAGUCAAGCAUCUAUUUUGAAUUUGUACCAGCUCCAGGGCGCUGUGCUUUAGCUGACCUCUGACCUCAAUUUGGAGGUGAACAAAUGAUGAACAAGGGCUCGAGUACAAGUCAUUAACAAGCCCUUGAGGAUGAGUAAGUGGGGAGAGCGACUGCAGAAGGUGGAGCAGCUCGCUCAGUCGUUCCAGCUCAAUCCUCUGGCUACACGCUACAAACCUCGACUGUGGCCCUGCCAGCCUUCCUCCGUCUGGAAGCUCUUCCCUCGUCAAAGCCUGGCUAUCAGCUUUGCUCAGAGCUGCAAAGAGGCUGUACAUGUUUUUGCACUUGAAAAAGAAAAGGCAACUCUAGGUCAAAGGAUCUACCUGGUUACCAGUUACAGUGAGCUGUGGCAUUACUACAGGACUUACACCCACUCCUUGAUGCACUGCUAUGAGGUGAUUCCAGAGGGUGCUGUUUGUAAGCUUUACUUUGACUUGGAGUUCCACAAGCCAUCUAACAAAGGAUCUGAUGGGAAAACUAUGGUGUCUUCUCUCAUCCAGUAUGUCUGUGACAAGCUACUGGAAGCUUAUGGGAUCGAAUGCUCCACGAAAAAUGUCCUCAAUCUCGACUCCAGCACAGAGGAGAAGUUCAGUCGACAUCUCAUCUUCAAUCUCCAAAAUGCAGCUUUCAAAGACAACAUACACGUUGGCAAGUUUAUUCACACAAUUCUUGAACCAGUCCAACUGAGCAGAGCUGAUGAUGUUGGGGUGAAUUCAGCGGCAGGAAACUGUGCAGCAAGCAGAACAUGUGCUGUUCCUGAGGGGAAGGCAACAAAACUAGGCGAGGAGGCUGAAAAUCCUCUGACCAAGAGACGUAAGGAGGAAGAGACAGACCUCAGGUUCCUCAGGGUGAAAAACAAGGAUGGCCAAGACUGUCUCUUUGUUGAUCUUGGUGUCUACACAAAGAAUAGAAAUUUCCGCCUGUACAAGUCAUCAAAAGUGGGAAAGAACGCUGCAUUCACUGUCGCAGACGACAACCAGUUUAUCACCAAACAUGAGAAGGCGUUCUCAGCGGAGGAAAGCGUGUUCUUAGCGUCCUUGGUCUGUAAUGUGAGUUUCACAGGUCAGAGAAUUCUGACAUGGGACAUCCCAGACACAAAGGAAUCCAAAAGACCUCACUGUCAGCAGGGAACCACAAAUCCAGCCUCACUCUCCGGCUGCCUGAUGUCCCCUCAUCAAGAAGUGGACAACUUUGUACUGACGGUGGUUCGGAAGGAUGGGAUACAAGGAAGCAUCAGGCGAUGGAACUACUUUGCUGCCGAACAGCUGCUUGUCUAUGACAUUGCGAAUUACCGCUGGUGUGAAAAUGUGGAAAGGUUUCAUAAAAGCAACAACAUCAUGAUUGUUGUGGAUCUCAAAGAGGAGGUGUGGUACCAGAAGUGUCACGAUCCGGACUGCAGGAGCUUCAGAUCCUCAAGUUAUGCACUGCCACAGGAGAUCUGCAUCAGCUACAUCCUAACACUGGAUGAGGAGGACCAGGCUUACUUAAUGGACGACACCGGCAACAUUGAACCCAGCCAGGCGCCACACCAGGCCCCGCAGAGCACAGCGCGCUCAGAGGAAGAAUCUGCUGACGUCUGGGGAGACGGACAGGAUGAUCAGGACUAUUUAGAGAGCCUGGACAACUUUGAACAAUCCAGUGGGGAGAUCUCUGAUCAGCUUCUGCUCAGCUGCAUGGCAGAGUUUGAGUCUCAGUAGAAGGUAACUGUAUCACAUGCUGUUAGCGCUUUACUUAAAGUCCUCCUGUAAAGCAUUUAUAAGCAGUAUAAAAAGCAGAUAAUGUGUCAAUGUAGGAAAACACAGCUGUAAAAACAUUAAAUGUCUUCAUAGGAUAAUAUGGACAUAACUGGACAUGAAUAAUAAACACAUAAAAUGUCCUUAUAGCUGCGUAGACUACAUUAUAGUGUGUUAUAAAGCAUUUAUUGAAUGUUCAUAUACUGUUUAUAAAUGAUAAAUAGGAGGAGUAAUACCAAGAUAUAUACUAAAGCACUUUAUUGACAAUUACAACAAAACAAACAAGUUUUUAGCCACUAAAACACUGCCCCUUAAGGUAUCUGUCAAAAAUAAAUUUCUCAUUAUAAAAGACAAACUAAAUAUCACAGUUUUUGAUGAAAGUAUUUAUUUGGUACAGUUGACAAAUAUAGAUACUGUACUUGUAACUCCAGCACAAAACUGCACUGUUACCCUUUUCAUAAGAGUCUUAAACAAAACGAUUAACAAUAUGGCUUGAACUGUCAAUGAGUCCUUGACAUUAUUAGAUGUGCGUAAUGAUCACAAUUCAGCAAAAACA
Lates calcarifer (barramundi perch) is the source of this 2493-nucleotide messenger RNA. It is a transcript of the gene primpol, whose product is annotated as primase and polymerase (DNA-directed). Bases 297 to 1901 code for a protein of 534 amino acids. Gene Ontology annotation, biological process: replication fork processing; response to UV; mitochondrial DNA replication. Gene Ontology annotation, cellular component: mitochondrial matrix; nucleus. The record is from RefSeq and is a predicted model, not a curated record. Gene Ontology annotation, molecular function: DNA-directed DNA polymerase activity; chromatin binding. NCBI's taxonomy places the organism in Eukaryota, Metazoa, Chordata, Actinopteri, Centropomidae. The transcript has 14 exons.